Molecule: messenger RNA, 1438 nt
Organism: Leopardus geoffroyi (Geoffroy's cat)
Lineage: Eukaryota; Metazoa; Chordata; Mammalia; Carnivora; Felidae
Gene: MMP24OS
Product: MMP24 opposite strand
Exons: 2
Coding region: 459-626 (55 amino acids)
Source: RefSeq, a predicted model, not a curated record
AAGAGAUGAGAAUGUUCCAGCUCUCCUCUAGGCCCGAAUGAGGACCUGUAAGGGGUCUGGAGCACCUGGCUUCAGGGCAGUCUUGUCUUCUUUGACCAAGGUGGAUGGAGAUUGCUGGCCUGGCUGCCAGGUGCCAUGGAGAUUCUCAGAAAACUGGCAGGCGCCCUCCCUUAGCUACAGUGCCUGUGGAGCCAGGAAGCGUCUGGAUGAGUCCUUUGUGGCUUGCUGGGGCGGCUCCUUCAGUCUCCUGCUGUGUGCGGGGCGGGGCCCCGCGAUGUUGGAGCAGCAUUGGCCAGUUACUGGUGGGUGGGGUUGGGUCCGCAACCCCGCAGCGGGGCUAGGGGGCGGGGCCUGCGUGCGGUGAGGUCACGACGCCGGCUCCUCCCAGCGCAAGUACGCAGGCCAGCGAAGUGCAGUCGCCGGCUCUGGGACCUUGGAGACCCGUGGCUCUCGCGACGAUGGGUGCUCGGCUGAGCGGCGGCCAGGGCGCCCCAGACCCCAUGCAGGCCCAGCCCCAGCCCCAACCCGGGGCGCCCGAGGCCCCUGAGCGGCCCCAGCCUGAACCCAGUCCCUGGGGGCCACUGGACGAUGUGCGCUUCCUCAUCACCUGCACCUCCUGGUACUGACUCGACACCCUCAGCAGUUACUGCCAGCUGCCAACUGUCGUUGUGCUGUUAUGUUCCUCUCUUGUCGUCCUUUUCCAACCCCGGCGCCCAGGACAGGCUCGGAGAGUCGAGGAGAUAGAUCACGGAGGACUGAAAGGAGGUCUCUUUCGGCAGGGCCUCUUCGGCAACCUCGCCAUGGGGCACCGGCUCGCCUCUAGUUCCUUCCGAAUUUGUUCGCUUCUUAGCCUGCACCCAAACCAGCUUAAACCUUCGUGCUCACCCCCACCCUACAGCUUCUCCAGCCGUCUGGGUUCUGGGGCAGCCCUCCCUGGCCCUGGCUUCCAGAACCAGGCCAGGACUCCUGGUAAGACCCCAAGACUGCUGACCUCACCUCUUCUCGUCUGUUCCUUAUUGCUAAGAACCGGGCUGUUGCUUUUGUCCCUGGUUAUGGCCCCAUGUGCCUUGGCUUCGGAGAAGACCUUGCCACAGUGACCCUCCCUGUAUUUCUCCUAGGGGGGGCUUGCUCUGCCAUCCUGGAUCCCAGUGAGGCAUUAUCAGGUUGUGUUCCAGGAACCCCAGUAACACUGGGCCUCUGGGGCCAGCCUUUUUGAGAGAGGGGACAUUUGAUUGCUGGGCUGGUAGAUGAGAUGCAUGGGACAGUUCCCAGACACCCCAAAGCACCCUGUUCCCCCUCUCCCAGAAGUUUCUUAAGGCCACUCCCAGAACCUGAUCCUUGUUCCUAUAUCCCAAGAAAACAACACACUCUGUAUUUUUGUUUUAUUUAGAAAUGAUUUAAAAAACAUUAUACAAAGGCUGAUCAGUUUAAAAUGUGA